CACGGGCUGAUUCGCGCUCGCUUUCUUAACCAAUAAAAAGAAUUCAAGCCCCGGAUUCUAUAGAGAGGGGAAAAAAAAGAAUUGACUUUGAUCUUAUUUCUCCGUUCGGGUUUCGUUUAUAUAUCGACUACCCGUUUUUGUCUUCUAUUGGUCCGAUUGAAACUCCAUCUCAUCCGAAAAACAAAAAGAUCCCCCACUCUCAAGCAAUCCUAGGUCGCAAUGGCGAGCCACAUUUUCCGCAUCUUCAAGCCUGAAGAGAGCAAGCAAGAUCGCGCCCAGCGCCGCCGCGAUCAACUCCGGGAUGCCCAGAAGACCUACCGUGACCGCAAGACCAGAUAUGUCAGGUCACUCGAGAAUGAGCUCUCGAGGGUUAGGAGCAACGAGGCUCAUCUAAUGCGUCAGGUUGAACAGCUACGUAAUACCCUGCAGUCGUGCACAACAGUGAUGCGCCAGACUGGUCUGUACGUGCCGCCGGGUGGGUCGGAUAUCGGGUCGCCAGGUGGAUUUAUAUCACCAUAUGGCAACGUAUACGAAACAGAGUCGAGUGGACAGUCAAGCGCAUUUGGCACCGAGUCUGACCGCUGCUCUCCAUUUUCACACCAGAGUGGCGUCGUCUCCAGCCCGCCGCAGGAUCCCCUCUCGAUUCAGCAGCGACUGAACCAGCAUCAACAUAAGCACGGCAAUCAUUCCUCCCCGAAUAGCAGCGGCACGUCCGACGUGUGUCUGGGCGGUUGGGAUCCUGCUGGUGCUCCUCUACCCGCUCCGGGCGUUCGUGUGUGCGAUGUAGACCUUGUGGGAGCCGGCAUGGACUUUGUCUUGACAAUUGAGCGACCAUGUCUAGACCAUCUACAUGGCGACCCGACCAAACCCGACGAGCCCGACGGCCACGCCCUCACUGUCUCAUCCUGCCUUAUCACGGCUUCGACAGGUAGCAACAAUGGCAACGGUCAAGGUAACGCAUUCAACUUCAGCAACCCAUCGUCGACGUCAUCGUGGCCAGCCCAGUCACCGUCCCAGCCCGCUUGCGGAAUGAUGUGCCAGGAUGUGCCGACCGCCGUCAUGGACAACUUACUUAACCUGUCGGGCGAGCUUGUCGACUCGGACCACGAAGUCACGCCCGUGCAGGCCUGGCACUACAUCCGGUCGCGGCCGCAAUUUGACGGGCUCGAGGUCGGGGUGCUGAGCAAGUUUGCAAGCAAGCUUAGGGAUGCUGUCAAGUGUCAUGGUUUUGGUGCCGUGAUUGAGCGAACAAAAUUCGAAAGCCUUGUUCGGCGUUUUCUGCUGGACAUGAACCAUUUUUGAAGAUGGUGUGCAAAUGAGAAAAGGAAAGCAGAUACAUAACUUGAUAAGAUUAAAAAGCAACGUAAAAAGUUGUACUGACUUAUCCUAAGUCACCAUAUAAAGAUUCACAAUUGAAACAACUCCCAACGGUGCCCCUUAAAGCGCUACACUGAGUGUUUCGUUUCACAUCUCCAGCAGUCAGUCUCCUCGGGAUCGUAAGCAUCGGAUUUCCACUGGUUUUCUUGGCAACCCAAAAGUCAGAUGAUCUUGUAUUUUUAUGGAUGGAUAUUGGUCACUAGCUAGCUCGAUCACCUUGCUGUACAGGCCUCUGUACUUUGUACUCUGUAGAGUAGGGGUAAGGUAUGUA
This is a messenger RNA of Pyricularia grisea, 1648 nucleotides long. RefSeq lists its product as uncharacterized. The record is from RefSeq and is a predicted model, not a curated record. Lineage: Eukaryota; Fungi; Ascomycota; Sordariomycetes; Magnaporthales; Pyriculariaceae. Gene Ontology annotation, molecular function: transcription cis-regulatory region binding; DNA-binding transcription activator activity, RNA polymerase II-specific. The coding region runs from base 220 to 1302 and encodes 360 amino acids. Gene Ontology annotation, cellular component: RNA polymerase II transcription regulator complex. The transcript has 6 exons.